Molecule: messenger RNA, 316 nt
Organism: Sinocyclocheilus rhinocerous
Lineage: Eukaryota; Metazoa; Chordata; Actinopteri; Cypriniformes; Cyprinidae
Product: acetyl-coenzyme A synthetase, cytoplasmic-like
Exons: 2
Biological process (GO): acetyl-CoA biosynthetic process
Molecular function (GO): acetyl-CoA synthetase activity
Source: RefSeq, a predicted model, not a curated record
GGGGUCGUUCACACCGUCACUGGCUAUAUGCUCUAUACAUCACUGACCUUCAAAUAUGUUUUCGAUUAUCACCAUGACGACGUUUACUGGUGCACUGCAGACAUUGGCUGGAUAACAGGCCACUCCUACAUCACGUACGGCCCGUUAGCCAACGGCGCCACCAGCGUGCUGUUUGAAGGUGUGCCAGUGCAUCCUCAUGUGGGCAGACUGUGGGAGAUCAUUGAGAAGUACGCAGUCUCUAAGUUCUACACUGCACCCACUGCUAUAAGACUGCUGAUGAAAUACGGGAAAGAACCACUGCAGCGGUGAGCGCACA